Calliphora vicina (urban bluebottle blowfly) is the source of this 480-nucleotide messenger RNA. RefSeq lists its product as uncharacterized. Bases 147 to 314 code for a protein of 55 amino acids. NCBI's taxonomy places the organism in Eukaryota, Metazoa, Arthropoda, Insecta, Diptera, Calliphoridae. The record is from RefSeq and is a predicted model, not a curated record. The transcript has a single exon.
GGAAAAAUUUAGCAGAAAUAAAGAAAAACAAUAAACAAUUUAAAUAAAAACAACAAUAUUUCACUUUUCGUUUUUAUUUAAAUCGAAAAAAAUUAAGUUAAGCUAUAUUUAACUGGAUCCUAUUUUAUUAAUUUGCCCCUGCAGUUAUGAGUGAUUGCUGUAAUAGUGAAUUGCGCAGCGAAUCCAUAAACAACAUGUUAAAUAUCAUUGUAGACUCCAAAAUUAUAAGUAUUGAAGUAUUUACAGCAGCUGUGGCGAUACUAUUUGUUGUGGUCCUACUGAAAAACAAAUUCCGGAACUUUUGUGGUACAUGAAUUCUGGCAGCGAUUGAGCGGAGUUGCAGAACAAUAGGACAAAGAAACAUUUGGGACAGGUGUAUUAUGGAGGCUUAAAUAAAUAUUACAUACAUACAUAAGUAUAUACAUACAUACACAUACAAAAAACAUUUUUGUAAAUAUAUAAAUGACUCAACAACCAAAA